Molecule: messenger RNA, 1349 nt
Organism: Argentina anserina (silverweed cinquefoil)
Lineage: Eukaryota; Viridiplantae; Streptophyta; Magnoliopsida; Rosales; Rosaceae
Product: glyoxylate/hydroxypyruvate reductase HPR3
Exons: 2
Coding region: 150-1154 (334 amino acids)
Cellular component (GO): cytosol
Molecular function (GO): NAD binding; glyoxylate reductase (NADPH) activity; hydroxypyruvate reductase [NAD(P)H] activity
Source: RefSeq, a predicted model, not a curated record
ACAAACAACCCAUAACAAAUCAUUGAAAUUAUCAGUCUUUUCUUAUUUUGAUUGCCCUUUGACAAUUGACAAUCAUAUAGCUUCCGGUGAUUCAUCGUCUCCUUUCUUUUGUUGCAGACUUGCAGUUUCCAGCCACGCAGGAAGCUACAAUGGCCGGACCGCAAUUCUCUGAUGCCAAGAAUGAUGUUUUAUCGGAGGAACUCCCGCAUCUCCUACUCAUUCAUCCGCCAUCAAUCUUCUCACGCCUCCCGCCUGAAUUUUGUGGAAAAUUCCCUGUCCUGAAAGCGUGGGAGUCGCCUCUCCCUCUAGAGCAGUUCUUGAGCACCCAUGCGCGCUCAAUCCAAGCCCUUCUUGUUCGCGGUUAUCUUAUGGUAAAUGCAGACAUCCUUGAGCAGCUACCGGCACUGAAACUCGUCAUGACAUUCAGUGUUGGUGUGAACCAUAUUGACAUGGCAGAGUGCCGACGGCGUGGGAUUUCUGUAACUAACGCAGGAAGUGCAUACUCGGAAGAUGUUGCUGACAUUGCUGUUGGGUUGUAUAUUGAUGUGCUUAGGAAACUUUCAGCAGCAGACCGGUAUGUAAGACAAGGGCUUUGGAGUAGCAAAGGACAAUACCCUCUUGGUUCCAAGUUAGCUGGGAAGCGAGUGGGGAUUAUUGGAUUAGGAAGCAUUGGCUCAGAAGUUGCUAAACGACUUGAGGCAUUUGGCUGCAUCAUCUCGUAUAACUCAAGGCGGGAAAAGACAUCUUCGACAUACACUUUCUAUUCUAAUGUUUCUGAACUUGCAGCCAAUAGUGAUGCCCUCAUCAUCUGCUGUGCAUUAACAGACCAAACUCACCACAUGAUUAAUAAGGAAGUCUUGGCUUCACUAGGAAGAGAGGGUGUGAUUGUUAAUGUAGCCCGCGGGGCGAUAAUUGAUGAGAAAGAACUGGUGAAGUGCUUGGUGAGUCGGAAAAUAAGAGGUGCUGGUUUCGAUGUGUUUGAGAAUGAGCCUCAAGUUCCAGAAGAGCUCUUUGCAUUGGACAAUGUUGUUCUAUCACCACAUACGGCUAUAUUUACUCCUGAAUCUUCGGAGAGUAUGAAAGAAGUUGUCAUGGCCAAUCUGGAAGCUUUCUUCUUGAAUAAACCUCUGGUUUCCCCUGUCGUGGAUGAAUGAAUUUGAUCAUAUUAGCUCGAUUGUUUAGUCUAUCUUUUGUUUCUUUAAGCUUUUGUCACGGAACUCUGUUCUGUGCGGGUUCUUAUACAAAUUGUUGAGAAUCAAAGUCAACUACAUUUGAUACUGAAAUUGACCUUGUAUCUGGUUUUCAGUUGGAAAUUCAAAUUUGAGCAAGCAGUAUUCUUUAGUAGCAAA